Carassius carassius (crucian carp) is the source of this 723-nucleotide messenger RNA. It is a transcript of the gene pvalb5, whose product is annotated as parvalbumin 5. Bases 154 to 480 code for a protein of 108 amino acids. Gene Ontology annotation, molecular function: calcium ion binding. The record is from RefSeq and is a predicted model, not a curated record. The transcript is spliced from 5 exons. Lineage: Eukaryota; Metazoa; Chordata; Actinopteri; Cypriniformes; Cyprinidae. Gene Ontology annotation, cellular component: nucleus; cytoplasm.
GGUUUAAGGGCACGGGUUUCACGCUCUCUGAGCACUUUAUGUCCCAGAACAGCAGGAGAGGGUCUCUGUUUCUCCAUUGUUCCUGAAGAUACACCUGAAGAGGAGCACACAUCACAUCACUUCCACAGCGCGUCCAACGUUUUUUGAGGAAAAAUGGCACUUGCAGGACACCUGAAGAAAGAUGACAUUGCUGCUGCCAUCCAGGCUUGUCAAGCCCCAGGGACUUUCAACUACCAGACGUUCUUUGAACAUGUGGGCCUGAUAGGUAAAGCUGCUUCAGACGGGGAGAAGGUGUUCAAGGCCCUGGACCAGGACAAGAGCGGAUACAUUGAAAAAGAGGAGCUGAAACGCUUCCUCCAGAACUUCUGCCCGAAGGCCAGAGAGCUCACAGAGGUCGAGACCAACACUCUCCUGGCCGCUGGCGACGGUGACGGAGACGGCAAAAUCGGCAUGGAAGAAUUCUGCGCCUUGCUGAAAUGAAAAUGAAUGUCUUUGCUGACUUGAACUUCAUUUCAUGAUUCUCCCUUAUUAUUUGUAUGCAUUAGCCUAUCUGGGAUUGUUUUUUUAAUGUGAGUUGCUUAUUAAAAUAUGUUUAACAAGUCUUUGUAGUAAAUGUGCAAAAUUGGGAAUAUAUCAAAAUUUGCUUCUGUAACUACUGAUCUUGGAAUAUAUGAAACUGCUGAAUAAAAUGAAGUCUCCAAAUACAGGAAUUCUUUUAUCCAG